GUGGUAUCAGCGGCUGCACAUGUGGAGUGACGGCGGUGCCUGAACACGACUGAGGCAACGCAGAGGAAUACAAGGACAAUUAUGAAAAGCUUUCUUUUGCCAGAAUUUAUCGCGUUGGCGCAUUGUGUUUUUACAUUUAUUUAUCUUAUAUCAGUCUAAUUCAUUCGUGAAAGUAACAGAGUUGAUUCUACAAGGCGGGAGAGGUGAAAUACCUUAACACACAACAUCGGGAAGUAUUAGACUGGACGAAGGCUGUGCAUCUCAACUACCGGCAACUUAUCUUGUGAAAAAUCUCUAUCAAUUAAUGCGCCUUAUCUGGAAUAACAGUACAGGAGAAAAUGCAUUGGAGGCAGCGAUAUUAUCUGCCAAGUUAAGCAACGGGGUUGACACUGAAAUCUGGAUUACCGGUGAUACUCUUUUGGGCGAACACAGGACUACGGGCUUCCUCUUGCCGUAAGCUUCACCUCGGUCCCGUGGCCAGACUACGUCUCGGUCGAUGGUGAGGGGAUCCAUGCCGUCUCAAAGGGAGAGGAGAGGAGCGCUGUCCCGUGCUGGAUGGAUGGUUAUGGGGAAAGGAGCAGGACCUUCGGCGCUAGAAGUCGGCAAGAUCCUCGCUGUGUUUCUUUAUCUCUUUCCUGCAGUGAGCCUACAGUGUAAAAUCCUCAAGUGUAACUCGGAAUUCUGGGCCGCGACGACGGGUUCCGAGCCGGAGGGGGACGUGGAGUUCUGCACGGCGCUGCGGGCCUACAACGGCUGCGUGCGCCGGACGGCCCGGACCUGCCGCGGCGACCUGGCCUUCCACCUGGCCCAGCAUGGCAUCGAGGACCUGAUGAGCCAGCACAACUGCUCCAAGGAGGGUCCCACGACCCCGCCCCGCACCAAGCCCCCGCCGCCCCCGACCCGGCCGCUGCCUCCCCAGACUCACGGAGACGACCCGGACGGCCCGGACGGCCCGGAGGUGUGCCACUAUGAGCGCAGCCUGCCGCGCCACUCGGCGCCGCCCAACUACACCCACUGCGGCUUCUUCGGCGACCCGCACCUGCGCACGUUCACCGACGACUUCCAGACGUGCAAGGUGGAGGGCGCCUGGCCGCUCAUCCACAACAAGUACCUGUCGGUGCAGGUGACCAACACACCUGUCAUCCCCGGCUCCUCCGCCACCGCCACCAGUAAGCUGACAAUCAUUUUCAAGAACUUCCAGGAGUGUGUGGACCAGAAGAUGUACCACGCCGAGACAGACGAACUCCCGGCGGCCUUUGCCGAUGGCUCGAAGAACGGUGGUGAGCGUCAUGGUGCCAACACCCUGCGGAUCAUCGAGAAGGUUCCGGGCCAGCACGUGGAGAUCCAGGCGCGCUACAUCGGCACCACCAUCGUGGUCCGGCAGGUCGGUCGCUACCUGACGUUUGCCGUGCGGAUGCCCGAGGAGGUGGUCAACUCCAUGGAGGACCAGGACAAUCAGGACCUCUACCUGUGCCUGCACGGCUGCCCUAACAACCAGCGAAUCGACUUCAGGACAUUCAGGGCCCACGCCGCGGAGAGUCAGGCCCGGGGCCGGGCCAGGCCCGGCAGCCCCGGUAGCCCUCCGCAGCCUGGCUUCACCUACCAGGCGGCCGUCGCCAAGUGCAAAGAGCGCCUCCCUGUGGAGGACAUGUACUUCCACUCCUGCGUGUUUGACCUGCUGUCGUCGGGAGACAUCAACUUCACCCUGGCGGCCUUCUACGCCUUGGAGGACGUCAAGGUGCUCCACUCCCACAAGGACAAGCACCACAUCUUCGAGAGGGACCCGCGCUCAGGGACCGCGGGGCUCCAGGGCUCGUACUCGGCCCUCGUGCUGCUUCUCAGCCUGCUGGCUUCGGUGCUCUGGACGGAGGGUUGCUCAACACACCUAUAGUCCACCACCGCGACCGUCAUCUUCAUCGUCGUCAUCUUCAUCGUCCAUGUGAUGGCUGUGGGAGAGCCUGUGUGUGUCCGCAUACCGCCCGGUCUCGGCCGCGUCACGUCCAGUAUGUCGGAGGCAGAGCCCUUGCACUGGCGCGCCCCCUCACUCCCAAUCCCAAGGUGGCGGUAGUGAGCUGGGGGGGGGGGGGGAGAUUCCAGGUGGGUUCGGCGCCGGGUCAUCUCACUCUCUCCAGCCAUGGACUCAUUCAUGUUCAUUGUGGUUCGUUAUGCGCCGAGGGGGAACAGUAAACGUUAGUAUUCGUCAAGUCGGACUCGGGAGUGUGAGAUCCCCACGGUCUCCUUGCUUGUCAUCACGCUGCUGUUGCCGGCCUCAAGAGACACGGUUGUGAUGAGGAGGAACUGUAGUGAGAGAGCCCCCCCCCCUUGUCUUCCCUCUUCCCCGGACACACUCCAUCCCUCCCCACCUCUGUCUGCCGAGAGCUUGGAUGUCCAGCUUCGGAUUUAAUCCCUCGUUCCCAGAGAGGCCAAGUGGCCCACGGGAGACGAUGAUGGGAUUGGGGAUGAUCCUCUGUGGAAAGAAGGACAUGUUUUUUCCCUUUCGCUCCUUCUAUCCCUCUAUUUUUAACUCGCAUUGAGGAUCUCCUCCUUCACUGGUGCCAAGUGAGUGGAGUGGUUGUAUUUGGCCCCUGGUGUACAGUAUCUAUCUGUGUGUGUGUGUGUGUGUGUGUGUGUUGGUGGGGAUGGGGGAACCAGGGGAGGUUGACCAUGACAGGAGCUGUUAUUAACCUCUGCUGAAGGAGAGGGCCUUCCCUGAGCUUCCUGUUUGAUGAGCCUCCAGAGCUGGAGGAGGCCGGAGCAGAGCUCGCUGAGAGAGGGAGCCCCUAGCCAGAGGGACGUCAGAGCAACGAGCCUGCUUGUCUGCAGCGGAGAUUAAUUGGCCGUAACGCCAGGUCCUUUUGUGUGUGUGUGUGUGUGUGUGUGUGUGUGCACGUCUGUGCAUACGUGUGUGUGUGUGUGUGUGUGUGUGUGUGUGUUCCUUAGAACUGUAGAAUUGUAGUUUGGAGACAUAUUUGCUAAUGUCUUUAUACUGCACCCAGGGCUUCAAUAUAGUGCCGGCCUGGUGGUCUAAGGUCACUCUCAAUGGCCUUUGUCUGCCAAAAAACUUUUGCCAAAGUGAAUUGGCAGACGGAUUGGAAAAAAUUUCCUGCUUCACCGUUUCCAUGUGUCAAUAACAGUGUCAAAGAGAUUUUUUUUUGUCAAAGAAAAUACACCCACAUUACAUUGGUGCUUAAAUCUCAAAAAUAUUUAUUGCUCAGUUUGAUUGGAGUUUAUGUGGACUUCUUUCAACCUCUAACAAAAAACAAGCCCAGAGAGCAAGCACAUUUGGGGCACAGAGGAAAGGCAGGCUGCCAUAUGAACAAUAUGUUUACAGAAUUUUUUUUCUGGAAUGAAAAAUCCCAUCGAUCAACUGAACAGAAAGCCUCCAUUACUUAAAUCCCAACAUGGACGCAGCCCAGCCAGCCCACAGCUGCCAGAUCUUUUUUUUUAUUUUUGUUCUCCGACUCAAAGUUGUUGGGUCGGUUUACAGUCACUGUGCUGUGGAAGAUGUCCAGUUGAGCAAAGGGGGACUGGCCAAGCGUAAACCGUGACUGGGCAGGGUUGGAAGGGACGCACGACCCCACGGGCAGACUCAUUCAUCUUCCUGACUGCUUUGCGGAAAAGAAGAAAAGUGCCCCCUCUCUCUCUCUCUCUCUCUCUCUCUCUCUCUCUCUCUCUCUCUCUCUCUCUCUCUCUCUCUCUAUCUGUCUCUAUCUCUCUAUUUUCGUAAAAAGGGGUGUCAACGUGGCUGUGCUGUAGGCCUCUCUUGACUCACAACUUUGCAGAUCUGUGAAUUUAUGGCUGAGGCCCUUUGCCAAAGAACCAGCCCCGGUGCCAACAAUUUUCCCCAAACAUCUGAGUUCUUUCUAGCUCGCUCUCGCUCUCCCACUCAGUCUCUCUCUCUUUCUACAGUCACACUCACCCUUUCUAUCUCUUUUUUACUCGCCCUCCCUCUCUCUUUACCUCCUCAUCUCUCUCUCUCGCUCUCUCUCUUUGGGAAUCUUCAUGGUUCACCUAAGUAUUUGGACUCCAACCAGACGUCCUGAUUGUGUAUAAUACUGGAAGGUGCUGCUAAAAGAAAUCAGUGGAUGGAAUUGAGUUUGUGCGCUGUAUGCACAAGAGGAGAUCUAACAGAGUGUAUAUGUCAGCCAAGCUCGGCUUAUCCACAGAUCGUCCUCACCACUACUUCCAUUGGAAAAGAGGCAUCGGCCCGUGUUUUUUUCCCUGUUACUGUCUCUUCCAGCACCAUUUGUUUUAAACAUGAAGUCAGAGUUUUUAAAAGAAACAGUCGUGUGGAGAUCGGGGAGGUUUAGUUCAAUGUUUAUAGCACUAAAAAACGUCUGCUGUAUUAAGAAAAAUACAUUCUCUGCUUCUGGGUACCUCUUAAUAUCAAUGCUAAUGUUAGAACAACAUGCCCACUCCCAUGUCAAACUUCAUUAUCAGGUCAUUGUGAUGCGGUAGAAGCUUAGAUCAACACCCCAGGCAAGUUGAAAGUGCACGUCGCUCCCUGAUUUGCAAGUAGAUUUGCUGAUGGAAAUUGGCCCAUGGUGUAUAUUCAGUCUCACAGCGUGGAUUUUUGUAUCCCAUUAAAUCCCACAUUAAGACACCCGGCGUCUGCCUGAAUAAAACUCCCAACUGAAUCACCUCCAUGCUGAGGUGGUACGAUCCAACUUUUUGCCGACAAAUGUAUUCUAGAUCUGUUUGUCUGAGGUGAACAUCUCAGAGGGUAUGCUUACACUGAAACAUCAGGCAGGCGAUACUACUGCUACCCAAGCAUGUGCCAGUGCGGAUUUAAUUUAGUCUGUAAGACAAGCUAACAAAAAAGGAUAUCAAACAACUAAAUGAUUGUAAUGUGGACUUUUUGUGUUGAUGGGUGUACUUUGUAAAGUCGAUUUCUAUCAAUGGAUGGUUCUUUGUGUGUAAUGUGAGUCUGUACAUAGGUUUGUAAAAGUUGUUACAUUUGAAAAAGAAUAGUGUUUAUUUGUUGUUAUUUUUUUGUAAAUCUUGACAUUUUAUAUAUGUGAGUACAGUGAAUGUGACCUUUUAUUUAAAAAGAGAAAAGGUUCUAUGUAUGUGAAACAACACACCAAAUGUUAACCAACCUAACAGAUCUAAAACAAAUCAGAACUGAACCAUAUUCAAAAAUAGGAAAUUCAAUGGUGUUUUUCGUUGUUGUUGUUUUCAUUAUGGAAGAAGCACUUUAUAUUUUUGUUUGUGUUUAGCUCUUACUUGUCAUGAACUUGAUUGUGAAUAGAGCUAAUCAAAGUUGUAAAGCUAGGAAAGAAUAAAAACACAAAAUCUAAACAAAACAAAAUCUAAAUGUAUUACAGAGUGGGUUUUGCCAGAGAGAUCAAACUGGGCUUGUAUGUAGGACUAAAGUGGAGCCUCAUGCUACCUGUACAUAUUGUAAAUUAUUUAUUGAGCGAAAAUAAACGGUCUUGUCGAUUUGUUUUUGAAA
Molecule: messenger RNA, 5455 nt
Organism: Sardina pilchardus (European sardine)
Lineage: Eukaryota; Metazoa; Chordata; Actinopteri; Clupeiformes; Clupeidae
Gene: rgma
Product: repulsive guidance molecule BMP co-receptor a
Exons: 4
Coding region: 497-1891 (464 amino acids)
Biological process (GO): BMP signaling pathway
Cellular component (GO): plasma membrane
Molecular function (GO): coreceptor activity
Source: RefSeq, a predicted model, not a curated record